AUGCGAUCCCUUAUGUGUUUAUUAAGUGUGUUUGUGUUGUGUUAUUUGCAUGUUGUUUGCUGUGCUAAUGAAGCAUCGGAUAUUCAAAGGAUAUUUCUACCAUGCAAGAUGUCAUCGCCAGAUUUCGAUCUAUGUAUGAAAAGGGCAUUCAACAAGCUUCGACCGUAUUUCAAAACAGGUGUACCGGAAAUGGGCGUCGCACCAUUUGACCCUCACUUCGCAAAGGAAGUGAAGCAAUCUCGAGCGAUCCGUGGUGUCGGGUACACGCUCACGCUGAACGAUGUGUUCGAGAGGGGCUGGACACAGUCGACAGUCACCAAAUACAAAACGGACUGGGAGAAUCAGCGGAUCAUCUACUCCCAAUAUUUCCCAGAGAAAUGGCUCAAUGGCGAUUACGAAUUCAAGGGAGACGCAUUCGGACUGGGCGUUAUACAGUCCGGACGUUGGAACCUGACGCUGCGCGACUACUCACAAACGACGCGUAUCAAAAGAAACGGCACUGGACUCGAUGUUCAUGUCGAAGUCGAUCACAUUGGCGACAUGGAGAUACAUGUCGGCAACCUACUCAGAGGCAAUGGGAUACUCGAACGUAUGUUAGACCGUCUAAUCAACGUCACCUGGAAGCCGGGCUUCGCGGUAAUCAGACCACUCAUCAACGACCUCGUCAGCACAGCCUUCACGGACAUCUGGAGCACGUCCUUUAAGAAUUUCCCUCUUGAGAACUUCAUUAAACCAUGA
Molecule: messenger RNA, 738 nt
Organism: Bombyx mandarina (wild silkworm)
Lineage: Eukaryota; Metazoa; Arthropoda; Insecta; Lepidoptera; Bombycidae
Gene: Jhbp16
Product: Juvenile hormone binding protein 16
Biological process (GO): multicellular organismal reproductive process
Source: RefSeq, a predicted model, not a curated record